Talpa occidentalis (Iberian mole) is the source of this 4376-nucleotide messenger RNA. Its product is annotated as kynurenine--oxoglutarate transaminase 1. Lineage: Eukaryota; Metazoa; Chordata; Mammalia; Eulipotyphla; Talpidae. The coding region runs from base 241 to 2766 and encodes 841 amino acids. The record is from RefSeq and is a predicted model, not a curated record. Gene Ontology annotation, biological process: biosynthetic process. Gene Ontology annotation, cellular component: mitochondrion; cytoplasm. Gene Ontology annotation, molecular function: pyridoxal phosphate binding; L-kynurenine:2-oxoglutarate transaminase activity. The transcript has 28 exons.
CCGGGUCUCGGCCCCCUUAAAGGGACAGCGACGGCUGUAACCUUCGGGGUGCGCCGGGGGACGAAGGGUGGCGCGCCGAGGCGGGGGGCUUUGGACUCAGACUGAAUUAUACCACCAGCCUUCCUGGUUCUCCAGCUUGAACGCUGCAGACGGUGGCACUGAUUGGUCUCCAUCACCACGGUGCUCUCCUUCCUUCCCUGCCCCUGGAGAAGUUGGCAGUGUCCCUCAGCUCUAGGAAGCAUGUUCAGGAAUGCAGCAGCCAUCUAUUUGCAUCUGGUGGGUCCCCUCCAGGGAAAGAAGGCUGGAGCUUCUGUCACGCGAUGCUUGCACCAGACUGUUGCAAUGGCCAAACGGCUGCAGGCUCGCAGACUGGACGGGAUUGACCACAACCCGUGGGUGGAAUACACCAGACUCGCCACUGAGUAUGAUGUCGUGAACCUGGGCCAGGGUUUCCCUGACUUCCCACCCCCAGACUUCGCAAUAGAAGCCUUUCAGCACGCCGUCAGCGGGGACUUCAUGCUCAACCAGUACACCAAGGCCUUCGGUUACCCGCCACUGACAAAGAUCCUGGCAAGUUUCUUUGGGAAGCUGCUAGGACAGGAGAUAGACCCACUCACGAAUGUGCUGGUGACUGUGGGUGCCUACGGAGCCCUGUUCACAACCUUCCAGGCCUUGGUGGAUGAAGGAGAUGAGGUCAUCAUUAUUGAGCCCUUUUUCGACUGCUAUGAACCUAUGACCUUGAUGGCAGGAGGUCGCCCCGUGUUUGUGUCCCUGAGGCCGAGCCCCGCUGAGGAGGGGAAGCUGGAGAGCAGUAGCAACUGGCGACUGGACCCUACAGAGCUGGCCAGCAAGUUCUCUCCUCGCACCAAAGUCCUCAUCCUCAACACCCCCAACAACCCCCUGGGAAAGGUGUACUCCAGGGCAGAGCUGGAGCUGGUGGCCAGCCUGUGCCAGCAGCACGAUGUGGUGUGUGUCAGCGACGAGGUCUAUCAGUGGCUGGUGUUUGAUGGGCACCAGCACGUCAGCAUCGCCAGCCUCCCUGGCAUGUGGGAACGUACCCUGACCAUUGGCAGUGCUGGCAAGACCUUUAGCACCACGGGCUGGAAGGUGGGCUGGGUCCUGGGUCCAGAUCGUCUCGUGAAGCACCUGCGCACCGUACACCAGAACACGGUCUAUCACUGCCCCACGCAGGCCCAGGCCGCGGUGGCCGAGAACUUCCAGCGGGAGCAGCAACACUUUGGCCAGCCCAGCAGCUACUUUGUGAAGUUCCCGCAGGCCAUACAGCGCUGCCGCGACCACAUGAUACACAGCCUGCAGUCCGUGGGCCUGAGGCCCGUGGUCCCCGAGGGCAGCUACUUCCUGGUCACAGACAUCUCAGACUUCAAGAAGAGGAUGCCCGACCUGCCUGGUGCUGGGGACGAGCCCUAUGACAAAUGCUUCGUCAAAUGGAUGAUCAAGAACAAGGGCCUGGCAGCCAUCCCAGUGUCCGUGUUCUUCAGUGCGCCACACCAGAAGAAGUUUGACCAUUAUAUCCGCUUUUGUUUUGUGAAGGAUGAAGCCACGCUCCAGGCCAUGGACAAGAGGCUGCAGAAGUGGAAAGAUGAGCUCAAGUGUCAGCCCUUGCCAGCGGCCAACAUGGCGGAGCGCGCGGGGAAGCGGUCUUGCGGCCCGGGGGAACAUGGCCAAAGGAUCGAGUGGCGAAAGUGGAAGCAACAGAAGAAAGAGGAAAAAAAGAAAUGGAAGGACCUCAAAAUGAUGAAAAAAUUGGAGCGGCAGCGGGCACAGGAGGAACAGGCAAAGCGCCAGCAGGAGGAGGAGGCCACAGCGCAGAGCGAGGACCGGGGACGGCCCUACACCCUGAGUGUGGCCCUGCCGGGCUCCAUCCUGGACAACGCCCAGUCGCCCGAGCUUCGCACCUACCUGGCGGGCCAGAUAGCCAGAGCCUGCGCCAUCUUCUGCGUGGACGAGAUUGUGGUGUUCGAUGAAGAGGGCCAAGAUGCCAAGACUGUGGAAGGGGAAUUCCGGGGAGUUGGCAAGAAGGGGCAGGCGUGCGUACAGCUGGCCCGGAUCCUGCAGUACCUGGAGUGUCCGCAGUACCUGAGAAAGGCGUUCUUCCCCAAGCACCAGGAUCUACAGUUUGCAGGGCUCCUGAACCCCUUGGAUAGCCCUCACCACAUGCGCCAGGAUGAGGAGUCCGAGUUCCGAGAGGGCAUCGUGGUGGACCGGCCCACCCGGCCGGGCCACGGCUCCUUCGUCAACUGUGGAAUGAAGAAGGAGGUGAAGAUAGACAAGAACUUGGAACCAGGGCUUCGGGUGACUGUGCGCCUGGACCAGAAGCUGCUCACAGAAAACAAGACCCGCCACGGGAAAGUCGUGUCAUCCCAGGACCCUCGCACCAAGGCUGGUCUCUACUGGGGCUACACGGUCCGACUGGCCUCCUGCCUCAGUGCUGUGUUCACCGAGGCCCCCUUCCAGGACGGGUAUGACCUGACCAUUGGGACGUCAGAGCACGGCUCCGAUGUGGCUUCCGCCCAGAUUCCCAGCUUCAGGCAUGCUCUCGUGGUAUUUGGGGGCCUCCAGGGUCUGGAAGCUGGAGUAGAUGCUGAUCCCAACCUGGAGGUGGCUGAACCCAGUGUCCUCUUCGACCUGUAUGUCAACACCUGCCCCAACCAGGGCAGCCGCACCAUCCGCACGGAGGAAGCCAUCCUCAUUUCCCUGGCUGCCCUGCAGCCUGGCCUCACCCAGGCCGGUACCCAGCCCAGCUGACGGUUCCCGUUGGACUGAAGAUAGCAGAGCAGCAACAGGGAAGCCAGGGGUUCAUCACCAGACGUGGCCAAGACUAACCUCCAAAAAUAACCAUCUUUAAUGCUACCUGGCCCCACCACUCCCGAAGUCUGGCCGGGCUGCCACCCUUACUUGCUGCCCGCAGUGAUGGCUUUGAGGCUGCCUGCCCGUGCCAGGAUGUUUGGCACAAAAAGCAGCCCGGAGGCACGUUCAAUGCUCUCAAUGGGCACCAGGAAGCGCUCCAGUGGGAUGGACUCGUCCACGGGUGCGUUGGGCAUCACGUAGGAACGGAGCUCGAUUUGUCCACCUGCCGCCUCCAGGAUCAGCACCUUGAAGAAGUGCGUGGGCACCGCCACGUGGUUCUUGCCGAUUACCUGGUACUUCACAUAGGACUUCCCAUCAGCCUCCGUCCUGUGGGCAGACACAGGCACUUAGGGUCAGGCCUCCCCAGGGGCCUGGUCAAGCCCAAGGCCACCGCCUUCAAGCAGCUUUCCCUGACCCGACCUCCAGCUGGGGUCAGCCUACAGCACUGCCCCAUCAGCGUGAGCGUUCUGUGUCUUGCUUGGCCCGCCCAGGCAGCGUGGGCAGUGGCAAUAAACAUUGCUGAAACAACCAGGCAUUUGAAAUACUCGCUUUCAUGCAUGCAGUCACUUCACUAUGGUCUGUCUCUCCCUAUGGAGGGUGGGCAUCACAUGGGCAAGGCAGUGACAGCAAAUGCCCGGCACUAGCAGAGGAGCCUGGUGCACAGCAGGGAACUGAAACCUGGGUGCCUGACUUCCAGGCUCCCCUCAGCAGUCUGCUCUACUGCAGCAGCCGCACAGGCACAGGCUGAGGAAGGCUGACUGGUGGCCCACAGUCCUGCAGUGACAAACACCAUCCCACUUUGUCCUCAGCCACCUUCAGGCAUUUCUCUUUCUGCACAAGGUUAUUUGCCUGUGGCAUUGAAGACAGCCAACCCUGGGUUCCUGCCCAGGCCUGUGGACUCCAGAAUCCACAGCUUAGCUCCCACUUACAGCCUCACUCUUCUCAGUACUUAGGGGGCAAGUAAACCACUGGGCAUGCCCAGAGUCCCCUUCUUCCUGGAGGCAGAGGGACAGGAGUGAAGCAGGUUCAGGACCAAGGAGACAGUUUAAUUCUUGGCUUCAGGAGAAAAGUGGGGGUGCUCCAAGGAGGCAGGAGGCAAGAGAGCUGGGUGCAAGGGUGCCCAUCUGGCAAAGCAUGGUGUUGGGUGGAGGUGGCAGGAGGUGACUAGGAGAGCAAAGGUGGGUUCAGGGCCUGGUGCCCAUGGACAGAGGAGACAGGGUCCAGGUAGGUACCCCAAAGGUGGUCUCUGGCCUUGGAGCUGGGGUUCCCAUAGCAAGGAAAAGAAAGACUUGCUAAAAAACCAGGUAGGUGAACCCAGAGCUGGGCUGGCCUGGACAAAGGCCUCUGGUGAGUGGGAGGCCCUGGUGUCCCUAGGCCCCUGGUCCUAGCCUACCUGGGUAGGAAGAGUGGCCCUGUGCAGACGUAGACAUUUUGGUAGCUGCGGGUCAAGCUGCGGCUGUACUUCUCCAGGUUGUUCCAGGCAUUCUGGUUGAGGUGGGGUACCUGGA